Messenger RNA from Ectocarpus sp. CCAP 1310/34, 2441 nucleotides. Lineage: Eukaryota; Phaeophyceae; Ectocarpales; Ectocarpaceae. The record is from the annotation of a GenBank genome assembly.
AUGUCUAGAUGGGCCUUCAGCUACACCCGCCUGAACAUCCACCUGGCCGCCGCUGCUGCCGCGGCCGGAGGUUGCAUCGUGGUGGACUCCACCCGAGCUGGCAAGCGCUUCCCAGACUCCUUCACCACGACGGUGCGCACCCACCACGACUUUGGUUUCGCGAAUGUUUGCUUCAUUUUGCGUUCAGCAACAGCACAGCAUGUCCUACGGCGAAAGGGUGGCGCGUGGCCGCUUGCCAAGGAGGUGCCCAUCUGGUGCUGCUUGCUCAACCGACUCGCGGCACCGACGAACGAUGACUCCGGUACCCCAUCUAGCGCCAGCAUCGGUGGUGAACGGAGCAGUGAAAAAUUUGAACAGGGAUCGUGCCCGCGGAAGGAGAACGGCAAUUUCUGGGACACCGCUCUGCAUACGCCAAGGUGGCUAAGCGCGUCGGAGGCCAGCCAGAUCGAGGAGCGCAUGCCCGGGUGGAUACAAGGGCUGGGAAACGCGAAGGAAGCCCUGUCCGAAAGGUUGAGGUCUUUCCUGAAGAAACCCCUGCGGGCCGUCUGGCUCAGCCCCGAGAGUCGUCUUGUGGAAAGAAUGUUACCAGCGUGUUCGGCGGCGGACCUAUCCUUCACGCCGGUCAUCUGCGUGUCCGCUUCAAAGGUUAUUGCGCCCGAGCGCCAUCGCGAGCACCACUCCUGGAUAUACCUUCAAGGCGCCGGAGAUGACGAGGAGCACUGGAGCUCCGGGAUUACCCCCGAGCAGUUCUGGGCCAAUUCCGAGCGUCUCAUAGGCCUGGCCAAGCGCGGCGACAGGGGGGCCUUCGAAGGGGUAAUCGCAGCGCUGAUCACCAGGAACAAGAAGAUGAACGCAAGCAGCCCUUGUGCGGGAGGCACCGAGUCGAGAAGCGGUAGUGGGGCUGCACGAAGCGAAGAAACACCGACAGGAGGAGGUCCGAGCAGCACCGAACGCCACGACGGAGGGGAGGAGCCAUGGCAACCCGGGGGGCCGGAAGUGCACGCGGUUCUCGGUGCCACGGGGCUAGUGGUGGGGAGCAUUGCCUACGCUGCGAGAAACUGGGCUUCUCACGGAACGGACUGCUCCUUGCUAAACCUUAGGAGCUCAGACCGCCGCGCGGCACCCUUGCGGGCGGGAUGCGGGGGCAAGGGCACGAACGGUCGGCUAUGUAGUUGCCCAGGAAGCCCUUGGCGUGUGAUGGUAACGGUACCGGAAAUCGUCUUGAUCUACCGUCCUUUGCACUCGUUUCGCACCCCAGGGAAGAAGGCAAAUCCGCCGAGGUAUUGGCAGAAGACUGUCUUUCCUGCCGCCUUGGUGUUCAUCGCGUCAGCUGUCGGGGACUUACGGCUGCCGCCGGCACGCAAGGGUAUGGCCACGGAUCAGUCGGCGGCCGUGAUUCAUGUACAACGCCACGGAGAAGCCGCGGAGCCUUUCGUCCACGAGGGGCCUCAUGUUGGUGAGGAGGCGGCGGCGAGUCCCGACAGGAACUUGCCGAGUUGCUGCGGUGGGAAGGUCGGAGAAACGAGUGCCGUGGACACACCCGACCCUGCGCGAUUGGAAGGGGCGGAAGGGAUAUCUUCGCCGGCGGAGGCGGACACAAGAGCGAUUGCGACGUCUUCUGCUCAACCACGUUUGCGGCAACAGUGCCAAGCAAAGCGCGGUGGUGCCGGGGUGACGAUGGGACCGGUCACCGCGGGUAAGUGCCUCGUAGUGUGUCCCACCGGAGCGGACGCUUCGGUAGUUGUCUGUCUCUGCGCUCUUGUGGCUUUCUUCCCUCCAGGCCCACAGGCCAACACUAACACGCCGUCUGGGAAUCAAAAUCAGCAGCCGCAGCAGCAGCAGCUGCUGUCACCAUCGUCGCGACACGCCCUUGUCGCCGAUGAGGCCGACGGCGGCAACUCCGGGCUGUGGUUAGGAGGCGGCGGGUUUUCGGUUCUUCCACGAACUGCUGCAGGCGUGGUGACCAAGUCCCAGUUGCGUUGGCGUUUUCUGCUGAUGCAGCAAGAGUGUCCUUGGGCGCACCCCCCGCGGCGCUCGAUGCAGGAGCUGAACGAGUACUUCAUGACGCCAGGAGAACACUCUUGGUGGACGUUGAGCGAUCGGUAUCAUCUCAGGGAGGCUGAUUCGCUCGAGCCUUCAGAUGCGGUACCCCCGAUGCAUAGAUAGCACCCGCGGGGGCAUACCCCGAGUAGGCCAGGCCGGCUUGAUUUUUUGGCGCGUUGGAGGGACACGUGGAGUAGAUGCCCUUGCUUUUUUCAGGGAGGUCUAGUGUGUUGUACUUCCUGUGCUACGCACUCGAAGCGCGCCGUGCUUUCGCCGACUAGCGCGGGCGAUGUUGCUCGAAAAACACCUCAAGGAGAACCCCUCCUCCACGGACCCACAUGCAGUUGUCAUCCGCUUGUAUCAACGUCGUUUCAUUCAUUAAGCCUGUUCCCGCGUUA